Molecule: messenger RNA, 2648 nt
Organism: Dermacentor albipictus
Lineage: Eukaryota; Metazoa; Arthropoda; Arachnida; Ixodida; Ixodidae
Product: semaphorin-2A-like
Biological process (GO): semaphorin-plexin signaling pathway; negative regulation of axon extension involved in axon guidance; axon guidance
Molecular function (GO): semaphorin receptor binding; chemorepellent activity
Source: RefSeq, a predicted model, not a curated record
UGGGGAACGAAAUCGAACCAAUCAAGAAGCACUUGACUCCAGCGGCUGGCUGUUCCCGUUGCUUUAGGGCUUCGAUCACCUUCCUGCAUUUCUGCUCUUUUCCUUGAGUGGAGUCGCGCCCCUUCGACUGCACAGGGCAUACACCGCCGGCAUAGCACAGACGUGCUGCGGGCUCCGACCUCACGUGGACGAUUGAGGACGCGCGAUGUCCUCAAGUGGGUCAUCUGGUGCGCCAAGUGACACCGAGCUGCCAAGCAGUGUGACCAAGCCGUUGCUAUCACGACAAGCGACGCCAGUGCACCAGGACGAACCGGGAGAGCUUGAGCCGUUGACCAUGCCAGCGACAUCGUCCCACGAAGACGAGCACGAGUCACUUGCCGUGCACGCAAAGUCGUCUCACAUCAACCUGGUCUUCGGCGCUCUGCUGGCUCUGCUAGUAGCGGGCUUGCUAGGAUCGGCGCUCACACUGAUCGCCCUGCCGAGCUGCCUUAAAGGAAAGGACAACAGGGAUACUUCGGGCACCGCCGCCGCGCUUCCGUGCGUGCCGAAAUCUACGGGGCGCCAGGCACCCGAUCCGAAGGUUACAAUCCCUACAACCACCACCCCUUCGUCCACCACUGUUGCUCGCGGAUCCCAUUCAUCGGCAGUUCUUGUGGAUCUCCCCGUGAAGGUGUUCACGCGUGGCAAACUCUUCUACCGCUCAGCCUACCUGGACGACAGUCGCGGACACCUCUUCGUCGGAGCCAUGGAGAAGCUGUUCCAGCUCCCACUUGACGACAUAAGCAGCCCAACUUCGAAGGAGCUUGAUUUGAUGGCUCCAAGCGACAACGUGAACAAGUGUGGAGUCUACAGGGGACACCAUCGGCUGGGCAAGGACGUGGACUGCCGCAACCACAUCCGCGUGGUGCAGCCGAUACGGGACGGAAGCACGCUCUACAUCUGCGGCACCAACGCCAGGGCACCCACGGACUGGCAGGUGCAGGCUGCAGACCUCACCCUGGUGCCGGCGUCCAGCCAGGUGCCCGUACUGGGAGUCAACACAUCGAAUGAGGCGCAGGGUCGCUGCCCCAACUACCUCCACCAGAGUUCUCGGACGUUGUGGCUGGACGACGCGCCCGCGAGCGGAAGCUCGUGCGUGGUGGCCCUGACCGUGCUGUCGACAGACCAGUACGGCUUCUUCCGGCUAACCCCGAGAGGAUUUCCGCUGAGCUCCACGGACACGCGCGCCGUUCAAAAGCCCCACGUGGUGGACGCCUUCUCGACGGCCGAGCACGCCUACUUCGUGUUCCGCGAGGAAGGCAUCGAGCGCAAGGCGUGUGGAGCCAGAAACGUUUCGACGCUGGCACGCCUCUGCAAGAACGAGGUUGGCGUCAGCACACGGUCUGCCGGCCCGUGGACGACAUUGAUGAAGACCCGCCUUCAAUGCGUCGACAUUACCGCAGCCAAUUUCACCUUCAACGAAAUAUACGCUUCUCACUGGGUUCCCGAUUUGGAGAACGGCGUGCUCUUUGGAGCCUUCGUCACCGUCACGCGUUCGUGGGGCAGAGCCGAGCACCACGACUCGGCGGUGUGCGCCUUCCGGCUGCGAGAUGUCGAACGUGUGCUCGACAACAGCACCUUCUACAACCUGGUGCAAAGGGACAACUACACGCUGAGCCAGCCGUUGCACAUCAGCAAGGUGCCGUCACCGCGUCCGGGUAUGAUUUGCCCGACGGGAACCCGCACCCUGAGCACCGCAGACCCCCAGUUUUGGCCCGAACACCCGCUGGUGACGCAGACGCCCAAGCAGCGUCACGACCGGCCCUUCUACGCACACUCGGGCGUCACCUUCCGCACCCUGGUCGCGUUUACGCUAAACGAGACGUGGGGCGCCUGGGUCGUCUGCUACGUGGCCAUUGAGAAUGGCACUAUACUGAAGCUGGCAGAGGAAAGCGUUGCCACGGGUGGAGUCCCUGCUCCUGCGCGUUUGGUGGACACGUUCAAGGCCACUGCUGAGCCCAUACGGAAGAUGCUGGUCUCCGUGCAGCGCCGGAGCCUGUACGUGUUCUCGGACGAGGACGUCCGCCAGUACCGCCUGGACGCCUGCGAAGGGCGGCACGUGGACUGCCCGUCGUGCCUCCUGGACCCCUUUUGCGGAUGGGAUGGCAGCACGUGCCUCCCUCACGUGGUCGGGUCGACAGCCACAACGAGGCGAAAUUGCUGAAGGCUGAUGGUGUGCCCAAUAAGGACUUUGUUUUUGUUUAUAUGUACGGUAAUAUUAGUCUUCUAGCGCAACCGGGACGCUUUCAGACGCAUUUCAUUUGUGCAUCAUUUUGUUGCUUAAGCGUGGCACGAGCCUUCGCCAUUGUCCACGGGCGAAGUAUCGGCUGAAAAUGAAGCGCCACUGCUCGAAUAAUGACAAAGCUACGAACUGCUUUUCUUCGACAAAUGUGAUUGUUCGAUGAUGGCUAAUCGAAUCCACUAUCGUUCGACCUGGAAUUACGAAGUAGUGGACGUCGAAGGAAGUCAGUGCCACUCAAUUGUGCUCACCUCGGUGCACUGGUGACAUAACGGGCACAUUUAACUUUCAGAAUGCGUGUCUACUGCGAUGAUGAAGUUGUUGCAUGCGUUCGACAAAUAAAGUUGUGCAGUACGCCGUGGUUGCUUAG